GCCGCGGAGACGCUGGGCUGGGAGCGAGCGGCGCGCCUUGAGCCUCGCGGGCCGCCAUCCCGGAAGUGGAAGGUAGAGCCCUGCGGUCUUCCCAGAUUCUGGGUGCCGGUUCUUAGGAUCUGUCUGCGGGGUGUCUUGACCUCCUGGAGGGACCGGGAGACUUGAGUCGCCUCGCCGGGAAGAGCGAGCAUCUCCCGUGAGCUCUUGCGGCGCAGGGCCGUCUGCUCUGGCUGGAUGACGACCCUAGUUUCGGUGAUGGUCUGAUACUUGGGGGCGCUCACCAUGGCCCAGCGGGCGCUGUGGCUCCUACGUCACGAACCGGGAACUCCACUCGGUGGCACCGUCAGAUUCUCCAGACGAUAUCCUACUGUUGAAAAGAGAGCCAAAAUCUUGAAUGGACUGAGUUAUGUUCCUGUACCUGAAGAUGGUCCCUUUCUUAAGGCAUUACUCUUUCAACUUAGAUUAUUGGAUGAUGAUAAAGACUUCGUGGAAAGGCGUGAUAGCUGUUCAUACAUCAAUAAAUCAUCUAUCUACGGACUUUUAGUAGGAGGUGAAGAACUCUGGCCAGUCAUUGCUUUUCUGAGGAAUGAUAUGAUAUAUGCAAGUGUUCCACUAGUUGAACAAGCUCUGUCCCCUCGCCCAUCUUUAAUUAGUAUUAGUGGAAUUUCACAAGGCUUGGAACUGCUUUUUGGGAUACAGGAUUUUCUUUACUCAAGUCAGAAAAAUGACACUGACCUAAACACAAAAUUGAGUCAGUUGCCUGACUUGCUUCUGCAGGCUUGUCCAUUGGGUACUUUAUUGGAUGCUAACUUGCAGAAUUCAUUGGCUAGUAUUAAUUGCUCAUCUGUGACUCAGCCACAAAAACAGCCAGCAUGGAGAGUUGGAACAUACAAAGGAAAACCACAGAUUUCUAUUUCUAUCAGUGAAAAAGUAAAAUGCAUGCAGUAUGGUAAACGAGAUAUAGCAGACACGUGGCAAGUUGUUGGAACAGUCGCUUGCAAGUGUGAUUUGGAAGGAAUCAUGCCAAAUGUUACCAUCAGCUUGAACCUCCCCACCAAUGGCUCUCCACUUCAAGAUAUUAUCGUUCAUCCUUGUGUGACUUCUCUUGAUUCUGCCAUUCUGACUUCCAGUAGCAUUGAUACAAUGGAUGAUUCUGCGUUUAGUGGACCUUAUAAAUUCCCAUUCACUCCACCUUUAGAGUCAUUCAACUUAUGCCACUAUACUUCUCAGGUCCCUGUCCCACCAAUAUUGGGUUCUUAUCACGUGAAAGAAGAAGAUGUACAACUAAAAAUAACAGUUAAUUUAAAACUUCAUGAAAGUGUAAAAAAUAAUUUUGAAAUCUGUGAAGCUCAUAUACCUUUUUACAACAGAGGUCCAAUUACCCAUUUGGAAUACAAAGUUAGUUUUGGCCAACUUGAGGUAUUUCGAGAAAAAAGCUUAUUGGUCUGGAUUAUUGGGCAGAAGUUCCCCAAAUCAAUGGAAAUUAGUCUUUCUGGAACUCUAACUUUUGGAGUCAAGGGCCAUAACAAGCAGCCAUUUGAUCAUAUUUGCAUUGGAAAUACAGCAUAUGUAAAGCUUCAUUUUAGGAUCUCAGAUUAUACACUCACUGGAUGUUAUGCAGAUCAGCAUUCAGUUCAAGUUUUUGCAUCAGGAAAACCAAAAAUAAGUGCAUACCGGAAAUUAAUUUCUUCUGACUAUUACAUCUGGAAUUCUGAAGCACCUGCUCCAGUGACAUAUGCGUCAUUGUUACCAUGAUUUUCUCAUAUUCAAAUGGGAUUUGGAUGAUGGUAACAUUCUGUAGUAUAACCAUAGUAUUUUUAUUUCUUAUGUAUUCAUAUAACCUGUGACUGGAAAAAUCACUGAUUUCUUUAUCCAAACAUUGGUUUGGAAAAAAACUGUUGGUUUUAGUCUGAUACAAUGUGAAAGAAUAUUUUCAAGGCUAAUGUCUCCAUUUUUUUGUUACCCUCUGUCUUCAUGCCAGUAUGACUCAGAACACAGAAAAGUAGUGAUUCAUUAUGAAUUAUGAUCAUUCUUGGGCCUCCAUGCCAUAUGUUCUUUCCUGUCCCUAUGGCAGGCCUCCAGACUCAGUCCCAGUCAGGACAGGGCCAAUUGUGGCAUCCUGUGGGGGCAGACCACACUAGUCGAUCAGAACUCCUUCCUUCGGUAAGAGCUCAACCUUCUCCUGGUACAGUCUCAGGCAGCUGUCCUAUGGUUUGCAGUUGAUUUACAAGGAAAUUAUGUGCUUAUCCAAACCUCAGUACAAACAGCAUGCUUUUACAGAAUACCCAUGAUCUAGUUAAAAUAAUCAUAAAUCCUUUCUUUCAAAGUAGCCACUCUUCACCACAUCUCUCCUACUGGCCAAUAAAAAGCCUGCAUAAUUCUGUUUGAUGUUCUAGAGCUACUUUCUUUCUGAGACUGGGUCUCAUGGAGCCCAGACUGCCUGGGACUCACUG
Onychomys torridus (southern grasshopper mouse) is the source of this 2453-nucleotide messenger RNA. It is a transcript of the gene Ap5m1, whose product is annotated as adaptor related protein complex 5 subunit mu 1. The transcript is spliced from 8 exons. Gene Ontology annotation, biological process: endosomal transport. Lineage: Eukaryota; Metazoa; Chordata; Mammalia; Rodentia; Cricetidae. Bases 283 to 1755 code for a protein of 490 amino acids. Gene Ontology annotation, cellular component: lysosome; late endosome; AP-type membrane coat adaptor complex. The record is from RefSeq and is a predicted model, not a curated record.